AUGUCCACAGAUUAUGAAGACCUAAUAGAGGAAUUAGACACGAUAGAAGCAAUCUAUCCUGAUCUUCUGACAAAAAGAAUAGAUGAAUCCGGUCUAAUCCAAAUAAAAGUUCCACAACAUGAAUAUUUCUCCUUACAAAUUUCAUUUCCAACCCAUUAUCCAUCUAAAGAACCGCCGCAUCUAUUAGAAAUAUCGAUCUCCAAGAAAGAUAUCCCAUCGAACGUAAAUAUUGAAUUAUACGAUUUGAAAUACUUAGAAUUCCUGUUCCAAGAAGUACUGGAUUCUGUACAUCAUCCAGGUUCAGUAUGUCUCUUCGAUUUUUUAACAGAACUAGACGGUAUUUUAUAUAUAGAAGAUGAACCAACAACAACAAACGGAAUUCAACAGGACACGUCACAACCAGAACAAUCGUCAAUUCCAACAGAUCCUUUUGAAGGUUGGACAGCAUCUGACCCUAUCACAGAUAGAGGCUCCACAUUCAUAGCGUUUGCUGCAAAAGUGGAUUCUGAAGAUGAUGCAUUCAUGAAAUUACAACAAUUGAAAAUGGAUCAUAAGUUACAAAGAGCAAAUCACGUAAUGAGUGCUUGGAGAAUCAAAUCCAUGAAUGAUGAUAACAAUACCGAGAUAAUAUAUCAGGAUUCAGACGAUGAUGGAGAAACUGCCGCAGGCUCGAGAAUGUUGCAUUUGAUUACUAUAAUGGAUGUUUGGAACGUUAUUGUUGUAGUAGCGAGAUGGUUUGGUGGAGUUCAUAUCGGACCAAGUAGAUUUAAGCACAUCAAUUCUACCGCCAGAGAAGCUGUCAUUCGAGCUGGCUUUGAGACUAAUAACAAAAAAUAG
This is a messenger RNA of Naumovozyma dairenensis CBS 421, 837 nucleotides long. It is a transcript of the gene YIH1, whose product is annotated as Yih1p. Gene Ontology annotation, molecular function: protein binding. Gene Ontology annotation, cellular component: cytoplasm. Bases 1 to 837 code for a protein of 278 amino acids. Gene Ontology annotation, biological process: regulation of translational initiation. NCBI's taxonomy places the organism in Eukaryota, Fungi, Ascomycota, Saccharomycetes, Saccharomycetales, Saccharomycetaceae. The transcript has a single exon. The record is from RefSeq and is a predicted model, not a curated record.